This is a messenger RNA of Macadamia integrifolia, 2547 nucleotides long. RefSeq names its product DELLA protein GAI1-like. The transcript has a single exon. Lineage: Eukaryota; Viridiplantae; Streptophyta; Magnoliopsida; Proteales; Proteaceae. The record is from RefSeq and is a predicted model, not a curated record. The coding region runs from base 339 to 2198 and encodes 619 amino acids. Gene Ontology annotation, molecular function: DNA-binding transcription factor activity; sequence-specific DNA binding. Gene Ontology annotation, cellular component: nucleus. Gene Ontology annotation, biological process: regulation of DNA-templated transcription.
CCUUUUCAAUUUUUUUUUUGUGCUUUCUUUCUUUCUUAUCUCUUUAGGCCCUCCCUGUUGGGUCGUUGGAGCCCGCGCCCGUCACGAGCGUCCUCUAUUAUUUUCUGAUGGGAAGAAGAACUGGAGGAAGUGGAAAAUCAAGCAAUCAAGCUCUAGCAUACCACCGCAAAAAGUUUAGAUUCUUCUUCUUCUUCUUCUUCUUCUUCUUCGUCUACUUCUACUUCUGUUUCUCCUUCUGUUCCUGAGGCUGGCUUGAGAACAAUCCCCUUCAGUUUUCCAUAUCUGGGCAGUAUUGAUCCUUUUAUUUUGUGGGUUUUGUUUUGUUGGAAAGAGUAAAGAUGAAGAGAGAACAUCAAAAGAGUAGCUGCGGCGGUAAUACUGGUCCUGGUGGUGGACCUUAUUCAAUGGGGGCUGGGAGGGAUAUGGGGAAGACGAAGAUGUGGGAUGACCCACAGCAGCAAGACGCCGGAGUGGAUGAACUUCUUGCCGUGUUGGGUUACAAGGUGAAGUCGUCGGACAUGGCGGAAGUAGCUCAGAAGCUUGAGCAGCUGGAGAUGGUAAUCGGUAGCGCUCAAGAGGAUGGCAUCUCCCAUCUGGCUUCCGAAACCGUUCAUUACAACCCUUCUGAUCUAAACACAUGGCUCGAAAGUAUGCUCUCUGAGCUAAACGCUCCACCCAAUUUCGAUCCAAACCCUGCGCAGCCGCCUUUGCCCCAACCCACUGAUGAUCCUCUCCUAGCUCCGGCUGAGUCUUCCACUAUAACCUCAGUUAAUUUCUCCAAUUCCACGCAGCAACAUCGACACCAUCAUCAACCGCAAGCUCCAAUCUACGAUGAUCCUUCGGAUUAUGAUCUCAGAGCAAUUCCCGGAGGGGCCAUCUACGCACAGACGGAAGCAUCCUCGGCUCCCAGAGGGAACAAACGGAUGAAACCUACUUCCACCACAUCUACUUCGUCUGCGUCCGCAACCGCAUCUUCAUCGUCUGCCGCCACCGCUGCCCCUCCCCCUCCUCUUCCUCCUGUGGCGGUAGAAGCAGCAGGGGCUGGGCCGGUCGUACUAAUGGCCUCUCAGGAGAACGGGAUCCGACUGGUCCAUACCUUGAUGGCCUGCGCGGAUGCGGUUCAACAGGAUAACUUCAAGCUAGCAGAGGCACUGGUCCAACAGAUAGGGAUGCUGGCUCGGUCACAGGCAGGCGCCAUGAGAAAGGUGGCUACAUACUUCGCAGAAGCCCUGGCUCGUCGAAUUUACCGUUUGUAUCCUCAGGAAAGCUUGGAAUCGUCAAUCUCAGACAUCCUCCAGAUGCACUUCUACGAAACCUGUCCGUACCUAAAAUUCGCUCAUUUCACGGCCAACCAAGCCAUCCUGGAGGCCUUUGCCGGAAAAAGCAGAGUUCACGUCAUCGAUUUCAGUAUGAAACAAGGGAUGCAGUGGCCGGCACUGAUGCAGGCAUUGGCACUUCGACCGGGCGGUCCACCAACGUUUCGAUUGACCGGAAUCGGCCCACCUCAGCCUGACAACAACGAUGCGUUACAGCAAGUGGGGUGGAAGCUGGCGCAACUAGCGGAAACCAUUCACGUCAAAUUCGAGUACAGAGGGUUCGUAGUGAACAGUUUGGGAGACCUUGACCCAUCAGUGCUAGACCUGAGGCCGAGCGAGGUGGAAGCGGUGGCUGUGAAUUCAGUUUUUGAGCUUCACAGGCUACUGGGAAGGCCGGGAGCGAUGGAGAAAGUGUUGACGUCGAUUAAAGAGAUGAAGCCUCGGAUCGUGACGAUCGUUGAACAGGAGGCGAACCACAACGGACCGGUGUUCUUGGACCGGUUCACCGAAGCUCUUCAUUAUUACUCCACCUUGUUUGACUCCUUAGAAGGGUGUGGGAUAUCGCCGCCAAACACACAGGACCUUUUGAUGUCGGAAAUGUAUUUGGGGCGGCAGAUCUGCAACGUGGUGGCUUGCGAAGGGCCGGAUCGGGUGGAGCGUCAUGAGACGUUGACUCAGUGGCGUACUAGAAUGGGAUCGGCUGGGUUUUCUCCGGUUCAUCUCGGUUCCAAUGCGUUCAAACAGGCCAGUAUGUUGUUGGCUCUUUUUGCUGGUGGGGACGGGUACAGAGUGGAUGAAAACAAUGGAUGUCUUAUGCUAGGCUGGCAUACUCGUCCACUUAUAGCCACAUCAGCUUGGCAACUCGACACCCCUUUGAGUUAGUUCGGUUGAGUCAACUCGGCUCCAUCCAACUCCAAACCCUGAAACUGAAAAGUAAAAGGUCCGAAACUCUGUUUCUAAGCUUAUUAUAACCUUUUGAUGGUUAUUUCUUUCAAUCUAUUUGUUUUUUGAAUGCUCCCGUGUAACACGUGUGAGGCUGAGCGAGUCGGACCAAUUUAACCCAAUCAAGUGCCCUAUUUUAAUCGCUGAGUUGGGCGUGUGAGACUGAGACCAACCCGCACCCACCCCUAGAACUACUACUACUCCAAGUGUCUCCAACCUUUUUUUUUAUUUAUUUUAUUUUUCUUGUAUCUCAACGGUGAAGAAUGAAUGCCAAUGUGUAUUUUAUGAA